UAGGAAGUUUGUCCGCUCCGGGGCACCGUAGCGGCUUUAACCGGGGGAGAAGCGGGCUGAGAGGCUGGGCUGGGCGCUGGAUCCCAGUUGAGCUUUGGAGACUCCGAUGGCUGCGGUGUUUCUAGUGACGCUGUAUGAGUACUCGCCGCUCUUCUACAUCGCGGUGGUCUUUACCUGCUUCAUCGUGACCACCGGCCUGGUAUUGGGAUGGUUUGGUUGGGAUGUUCCAGUAAUCCUGAGAAAUUCUGAAGAGACCCAGUUCAAAACAAGAGUUUUCAAAAAGCAAAUGAGACAAGUCAAGAAUCCUUUUGGCUUAGAAAUCGCUAAUCCAUCUUCAGCUUCGAUUUCAACUGGCAUCACUUUGACAACAGAUUGCCUUGAAGAUAGCCUCCUCACAUGCUACUGGGGGUGCAGUGUCCAGAAAUUGUACGAGGCUCUGCAGAAGCACGUUUAUUGCUUCCGAAUAAGCACUCCCCAAACACUGGAAGAUGCUUUGUAUAGCGAAUACCUCCAUCGAGAACAGUAUUUUAUUAAAAAGGACAGCAAAGAAGAAAUAUAUUGCCAGUUACCAAAAGAUACUAACAUUGAAGACUUUGGGACAGUGCCCAGAUCUCGCUACCCAUUGGUAGCACUGUUGACCCUAGCUGAUGAGGAUGACCGAGAAAUUUAUGAUAUUCAACUUUACAUGUCUGCAAAUAAUAAUGCCACUCCUUCGAGCAAUUCCUCUCCAGAAGGUGAAAGCACAGACCGAAGCUUGUUGGAAAAGGCUGGACUCUCUGAGAGUGAAGUAGAGCCUCCGGAGGAGAGUAGCAAGGACUGUGUGGUUUGCCAGAAUGGGACCGUGAACUGGGUGCUCCUGCCCUGCAGACACACGUGCUUGUGUGACGGCUGUGUGAGGCAUUUCCAGCGGUGCCCAAUGUGCAGGCAGUUUGUUCAGGAAUCGUUUGCACUUCGCAGUCAAAAGGAGCAAGAGAAAGACAAACAGAAAACCCUCUGAGGAUGUUGUUACAACUGAAAAGUACAAUUACCACUCAAGAUGCAGAAAUGUGUGUUCUUGGAAUCAAUCGUAACAUGGAAUGCGGUGUUGACUGUCAAUGACAAUUCAAUUUUAACUUCAUGUUUGUGCGGUACCUGGAUGAUGAAACUUAAUUAUUCCUUCCUGUUCCAUAUGGUAAAUGCUGGAAUACUAUCUGUGUUAAACAUAAAAAUGCAUUCAGCUACUGAGAAGAAAAUAAAUGCCUGGCCUUUUAUCAGCUAGGGGAUUUCAUGUAAUAUUAAUUAGAACAUUUCUAAAAAGCAGUCCAUCUAAAAUUUGAGGAAGUAAAAGUCUUAAGUUUUCUGAAUGUUUUUCCUUGGCCAUGAUUUAGAGUGCAAUUGGGAAAAAAUUGAAUUCUUCUUAGAGUAAUUGUAUGUUCCCCAGUUUACAGAGGAAUUGACCAUGGCUUCUAACUUUAAGUCCUUUCCUAAAAUAGCAGUUUUUAUAAAUAUCCAUCUGUUUGGUUUCCAAUUUUUCUUAUAGCCACAUAAACACAGUCUUAAUUUUUAAACAUAGCUUCUUAAAUUAGAAAUGCAAGAUACAAUUCU
Molecule: messenger RNA, 1584 nt
Organism: Pipistrellus kuhlii (Kuhl's pipistrelle)
Lineage: Eukaryota; Metazoa; Chordata; Mammalia; Chiroptera; Vespertilionidae
Gene: CGRRF1
Product: cell growth regulator with ring finger domain 1
Exons: 5
Coding region: 107-997 (296 amino acids)
Biological process (GO): negative regulation of cell growth
Source: RefSeq, a predicted model, not a curated record